UUAUGUACUAUGUAGCCUAUAUGUAGGUGCCGUAGUAGCCGUACUCCGUGGUGCGUACGUGCAGUUUGUGUUCGUGGUUCGUCCGUGGUUUGUUCGCGAAACACGAUAUUCAUGCGUUUUUCACCCUAAUGGGUCUGUGUGUCACCGUGUGUACGAACUACGAGUUUGCACUUCACCCGUGAGUGUGUGUAAGAAAUUUGGUAAUGAGUGAAUCGAUGGUUUUUUAGUUUUUAUUUUCCGUUUCCGGGUGGUAAUCAUUAAUCAACCAUAGUGAAAUCAGAAUACUUUGUCCGUCGCCAAAUUUUACGAUGUGUGAGUAAUAUUGCGUUUAGUAUCUUCGAUCAGAUUUACACCUGCGUGUCCGUUAUUGCGACGCUAAUGCAAAACCACGACCAACAAUUGUGAAUCGAAGAAAAUUAUCACUAGUGUCACGAAGCGAUCGAUUUAAAAUAAAAUAAAUUAAGUCUGAUUGUUCACACUAACAUGUAAAAAUAUGUCUUAGUAAUGGGUCGAAAUCGAAACAGAAGAGCCAACCACAGUGUUCAGAGUACCAAUGUACCAAUGUCCCAGCGUAGUGACUAUGUUGAUCUAUGUCGCAACAUUAUACGCGACAUGGAUCUGUAUGGAGUGUGUGUGCUAGAUAAUUUUCUGGGUUAUCAACGAGGUAUGACUGUACUAGAUGAAGUUUUGAACCUAUACAACAUGGGAGUGUUUAAGGAUGGUCAAUUGGUUCGAAAUAAAGCGAGUAAUAAUCUCAAAACAAUACGAGGUGAUCAGAUCAUUUGGGUUGAUGGUCGUGAGGAUUGUUGUAAACAAAUUGGACAGCUUAUAAGUGAUGUUGAUGCUGUAGUUAUGGGAUCAAACAAAAUGAAUGACAAUGGUAAACUUGGAAACUAUACCAUUAAUGGCAGAACCAAAGCUAUGGUCGCUUGUUAUCCAGGACAUGGAUCUCAUUAUGUCAAGCAUGUAGAUAAUCCAAACAAAGAUGGCCGAUGUAUUACUGCAAUAUAUUAUUUAAAUAAAGACUGGGAUAUAAAAGAAAAUGGUGGCUUGUUAAGAAUAUUUCCGGAAGGUUGGAGUGAUCAAGUGGCUGAUAUAGAACCAUUAUUUGAUCGUAUAUUAUUCUUUUGGUCUGACCGAAGAAAUCCUCAUGAAGUUCAACCAGCUUUUAAAACUAGGUACGCAAUUACUCUAUGGUAUUUCGAUGGCAAUGAGAAAGAAGAAGCUGGAAGAAGAUUUCAAGAUGCAAGCGACUUAAAUAGUAUGCAUGUUCCAUAGUCUUGAAAAUAUCAGUAAUAUCUCAUUAACUGGUAAAUUGGACUCUUGAAAUUCUGUACUGAUCUUAAAUAAGAAUUUAUGUUACUCAAGGUGAUCUGUAUACAGAUCAACACAGUAAAAGGGUUAAGGUUUUUAAUCUGUGAUUUAGUUUACUGACCCAAGUACAAUUGAUUCCUUAUUAUAAUUCAAAUAAUUAAUUUUGGAUUUUAAAUAAAUGGCUCAAACCAUUUUACCUGUAGGUAGAAAUUAAGUAAAAAAAAAUUUGUAUAUUUAUAAAUAAAAUAUGAUAUAAAAUAA
Molecule: messenger RNA, 1575 nt
Organism: Rhopalosiphum padi (bird cherry-oat aphid)
Lineage: Eukaryota; Metazoa; Arthropoda; Insecta; Hemiptera; Aphididae
Gene: Hph
Product: egl nine homolog 1
Exons: 6
Coding region: 505-1278 (257 amino acids)
Biological process (GO): cellular response to hypoxia; peptidyl-proline hydroxylation to 4-hydroxy-L-proline
Cellular component (GO): cytoplasm; nucleus
Molecular function (GO): L-ascorbic acid binding; peptidyl-proline 4-dioxygenase activity; ferrous iron binding
Source: RefSeq, a predicted model, not a curated record